UGACGGUGAGGCGAUCGAGCGCUCCGCGUCUCAUUUUGAUUAAAGCCCGAAUCCCUUCAGUCUGAAGGCUGGGCGCAAGGAAAGGAGGAUCGAAGGGGGCCCGGCGAGACAAAAUACCCCUCACCUAUGGCUGUUUAGAGCAGAUCGGGCACAUUUGGGAUUGUAGAAGGGACAUCAUUUUCAAAUAAACAGAGGUCGCCUUGUGCACAUUUGUGGGCGCCCGACCAUGGAGAGGCCAAGGUGGUCCCCAAUGUGGAAAACGAAAAGGUGGCUUUUGGAUUCCACUGUUUUCAAAUUCAUCACAGUUUCCCUCGUCCUGGUUCUGCAGGCUUCAAAUGUCAGAGCAGCAGAACCUGUGGAUGUCCUAAAAGUAUUAGAAAUUCCCACUGUCCCAGAAGGAGUACAGAAAACUUCAGGAUUUUGCACAAACCGAAGAGCAUCACAGCCGGACACAGCCUACAAAAUAGGCAAGAAUGCCCAGAUCAGUGCCCCAACCAAGCAGCUUUUCCCAGAUAGUGUGUUUCCUGAAGACUUUUCCAUCCUAACCACCAUCAAGCCCAAAGCUGGAAUCCAGUCCUUCCUUUUGUCCAUCUACAACGAGAAAGGCGUCCAGCAACUAGGCGUGGAGGUGGGCCGCUCACCUGUCUUCCUGUACGAGGAUCAGACAGGCAAACCUGCCCCGGAGGAUUACCCCCUGUUCCGCUCCCUCAACCUAGCCGAUGGAAAGUGGCAUCGUGUAGGCAUCAGUGUUGAGAAAAAAACUGUUACCAUCGUUGUUGACUGCAAGAAGAAGCUUACAAAGACUUUGGGCAGGAGUGACCAUGCUGGUAUUGACACCAAUGGUAUAACCGUUUUUGGCACCAGGAUCCUUGAUGACGAAGCGUUUGAGGGUGAUAUCCAACAACUGCUGAUUGUGGCCGACCCUAAAGCAGCUUACGACUACUGUGAAAACUACAGCCCAGACUGUGACGUCCCCCACAAGGACACACUGCAAGCACAGGAGCCCGGAGAGGAGUACACAACUGCUGUUGAAUACGGUGAUUUAUAUGAUUAUUAUGAGGGAGCGACCCCCACAGCGACAGAUGAAUAUUCUGAGCCGCAGCCUAACAAUGUAGAUGGGGAGUACUAUACAGACAGUGAACUUGACUACGGAACAGUAGAUGCUUCCAAAACUCAGUCUCCUGUCGCAACCACUGGACCAAACCAGGCUGUGGAAGAGGACGUUUUCAGUGACUAUGUCACUGAGACACCCCAGGCUGGUCUGGAUCCAACCGCUGCCCCAGAGGCCGCGCUGCCCAGCAGCACUGCCGACUCCAUUGGAGUGGACGCGUAUGACUUUAAGGAGUAUGAUCUUAAGGAAUAUGAUGUGACUGGGCUUGACAAAAAUCAAUAUGAGUAUGGGGCGUACGAUGAGUUUGGCAAUGUGGCUCCAAACCCUACAUCCGCUUACGAGGACAGUUUUGGGCCAGGGGUUGCCGCAGAAAAAGAUAUCGCUGAAACAGAAGUGACGUUGGACUUGGGUGGCGGUGCUGUUCUGGGUCAGAAGGGAGAAAAAGGAGAACCUGCAGUGAUUGAGCCGGGAAUGCUGAUUGAAGGACCUGCUGGACUACCUGGACCUGCUGGUCUUCCAGGCCCUCCAGGUUUACAAGGCCCCCCUGGUUCAGCCGGAGAUUCUGGUGACAGGGGUCCGCCCGGCCGUGCUGGUCUUGGUCUACCAGGUUCUCCUGGACUGAAAGGAGAGAGUGGAGACCAUGGUCCUCAGGGUCCGAGGGGUAUCCAAGGCCCACCAGGGCAAAUGGGAAAACUUGGCAAGAGAGGUCGUGCUGGAACCGAUGGGGCCCGUGGAAUGCCUGGAGAAUCUGGAUCUAAGGGUGACAGAGGUUUUGAUGGGCUUCCAGGUCUGCCCGGUGAGAAGGGACACAGGGGUGAGAACGGUCCUCUUGGUCCCCCUGGACCUCACGGAGAGGACGGACCAAGGGGAGAAGAUGGAGAGAUUGGACCAAGAGGACUUGCUGGUGAAAGUGGGCCACGAGGUCUGCUCGGCCCUAGAGGCCCUCCUGGAGUUCCUGGACAACCUGGCAUUGCUGGUGUUGAUGGUCCACAGGGUCCCAAAGGAAACAUGGGACCCCAGGGAGAGCCGGGCCCUCCUGGUCAACAGGGAAUCACAGGAACACAGGGUCUUCCAGGUCCACAGGGCCCCAUCGGACCGCCUGGAGAAAAAGGUCCUCAUGGAAGGUCUGGUUUGCCUGGAUUGCCUGGUGCAGAUGGACCUUCUGGUCAUCCUGGUAAAGAGGGUCCACCUGGAGAGAAAGGAGCUUUGGGCCAGACCGGUCCCCAAGGCCCCAUCGGCUAUCCUGGUCCUCGCGGUGUGAAGGGUGCUGAUGGCGUCCGUGGACUGAAAGGAGGCAAAGGAGAGAAGGGCGAGGAUGGUUUCCCGGGUUUCAAGGGAGACAUGGGUCUCAAAGGCGACAGGGGUGAAUUUGGAUUGGCUGGACCCAGAGGUGAGGAUGGACCAGAGGGCCCGAAGGGUCGUGCGGGUCCCAACGGUGAAUCUGGACCCCUGGGACCUGCUGGAGAAAAGGGCAAACUUGGUGUUCCGGGAUUGCCCGGCUAUCCAGGACGUCAAGGGCCAAAGGGUUCUAACGGUUUCCCCGGAUUCCCAGGAGCCAACGGAGAGAAAGGAGCCAGGGGAGUGGCAGGGAAAUCUGGUCCAAGAGGUCAAAGAGGUCCGACGGGUCCCCGUGGUGCACGCGGUGCCAGAGGCCCAACAGGAAAGCCAGGCCCUAAGGGAACAGCAGGCAACGACGGUCCACCUGGCCCACCCGGUGAGAGAGGACCUCAAGGGCCCCAGGGUCCCGUUGGUUUCCCAGGACCGAAGGGCCCCCCUGGACCACCUGGGAAGGAUGGGCUGCCUGGUCACCCUGGCCAGCGGGGAGAAACUGGUUUCCAAGGCAAAACUGGCCCACCAGGACCUGGAGGUGUUGUCGGACCACAGGGUCCAACAGGAGAAACCGGUCCUAUUGGUGAGAGAGGACAUCCUGGACCCCCUGGUCCCCCCGGAGAGCAGGGUCUCCCAGGUGCUGGUGGAAAAGAAGGUGCAAAGGGAGAUCCAGGUCCUCUGGGCAGUCCAGGAAAAGACGGUCCUCCAGGACUGAGAGGGUUCCCAGGAGAGAGAGGUCUUCCUGGAGUUACGGGUCCACCUGGUUUGAAAGGAGCCGAAGGCCCUCAGGGCCCCCCUGGUCCGGUUGGUUCCCCUGGUGAGAGAGGAGCAGCAGGACCUGCUGGCCCCAUUGGGUUGUCUGGACGUACUGGACCCCAGGGACCCCCGGGACCUGCUGGAGAGAAGGGUGCACCGGGUGAGAGAGGUCCUCCAGGUCCAGCCGGUCGGGAUGGAGUACAAGGUCCAGUUGGUCUGCCGGGGCCAGCAGGACCUCAGGGUCCACCUGGAGAAGAUGGUGACAAGGGAGAGGUGGGCGAACCAGGCCAGAAGGGAAGCAAAGCCGACAAAGGUGAACAGGGUCCACCAGGUCCACCUGGUCUUCAGGGAACUAUUGGAGCUCCUGGACCUGCUGGAGCUGAUGGUGAACCAGGUCCUCGUGGACAGCAGGGUAUGUUUGGACAGAAGGGAGAUGAAGGAUCCCGAGGCUUUCCUGGACCUCCCGGUCCCAUCGGUCUGCAGGGUCUUCCUGGACCACCUGGUGAGAAAGGAGAAAAUGGAGACGUUGGUCCUAUGGGUCCCCCUGGCCCACCUGGUCCCAGAGGUCCUCAAGGUCCUGCUGGUGCUGAUGGUCCACAAGGUCCUCCUGGUGGAAUAGGAGGAAUGGGAUCUGUGGGUGAGAAGGGUGAGCAAGGAGAAGCUGGAAACCCUGGACCUCCUGGCGAGCCUGGACCUGGGGGCCCAAAAGGUGAGAGAGGAGAUAAAGGUGAAGCUGGUCCCCCUGGUGCUGCUGGACCUGCAGGUCCCAAAGGACCCCCUGGAGAUGAUGGACCCAAGGGUAAUCCUGGCCCUGUUGGUUUUCCUGGAGACCCAGGUCCACCCGGUGAGCCAGGUGUUGCUGGAAUAGAUGGAGGCCCAGGAGAAAAAGGCGAGGAUGGAGAGUCUGGUCAACCUGGACCCCCGGGGGCUUCUGGAGCUGAAGGUAGACAAGGAGAGAAGGGCGCCAAGGGUGAGGCAGGAGCUGAGGGUCCACCAGGUAAAACUGGACCAGUUGGCCCUCAAGGCCCUCCUGGAAAGCCUGGUCCUGAGGGUCUACGUGGAAUCCCUGGUCCUGUGGGUGAACAAGGACUUCCUGGUGCUCCUGGACAAGACGGCCCACCUGGACCAAUGGGACCUCCUGGUCUCCCCGGCCUGAAAGGAGACCCUGGCUCUAAGGGUGAGAAGGGUCACCCCGGUCUUAUUGGUCUCAUUGGACCCCCCGGUGAGCAGGGAGAGAAGGGAGAUCGGGGUUUGCCUGGUCCUCAGGGCGCUGCUGGCAGCAAGGGUGAUAAUGGUAUCAGUGGUGCUUCUGGUCCGAUUGGUCCGUCUGGUCCUCCUGGAUUGCCUGGUCCACAAGGGCCAAAGGGAUCCAAGGGUUCGUCUGGUCCCGCUGGUCAAAAGGGAGACACCGGCUCGGCCGGACCACCUGGUCCUCCUGGUCCUCCUGGUGAGAUCAUCCAGCCUCUGCCUAUCCAGAUGCCCAAGAAGUCCCGUCGCUCCAUCGACAUGCAAGCGGACGAGGCCGGCACCAUGCUGGACUACGGAGGGGGCAUGGAAGACAUCUUCAGCUCCUUGAAUAACCUCAAACAGGACAUCGAGCGCAUGAAGUACCCCAUGGGCACGCAAAACAACCCCACACGAAGCUGUAAAGACCUACAGCUUGCUCACCCAGAAUUCUCAGAUGGUGAAUACUACAUCGAUCCCAACCAGGGAUGCCCCGGGGACUCCUUCAAAGUGUACUGCAACUUCACAGCAGGAGGCGAGACCUGCAUCUUCCCUGAUAAAAAGUCAAAUGGAGUGAGGAUAUCUUCAUGGCCCAAAGAGGUUCCUGGCUCCUGGUACAGUGAAUUUAAGCGUGGCAAAAUACUUUCAUACGUGGAUGCAGAAGGCAACUCAAUAAACAUGGUCCAAAUGACGUUUCUCAAACUACUGACAGCCUCCGCCAGGCAAAACUUGACCUACAGCUGCCACCAGUCGGUCGCCUGGCACGAUGCCACUACGGACAGCUAUGACAGAGCACUACGCUUCCUCGGCUCCAAUGACGAGGAGAUCUCAUAUGACAACAACCCCUUCAUCAAGGCCCUGUCAGAUGGCUGUGCAGUGAGGAAGGGCUACGGAAAGACAGUACUGGAGAUUAACACUCCCAAGAUCGAUCAGGUUCCGAUCAUCGACGUGAUGUUCACUGACUUUGGGGAUCCCAAUCAGAAAUUUGGAUUCGAAGUUGGUCCAGUCUGCUUCCUUGGCUAAAAAACACAGACAAAGAAAAAAAAAAACAAUAACUUGGCAGGGUAGGAUGGGUUAGCGCACGAGUCAAGACUUUUUUUCUUGAUCUCAUCAAACCAUCAAGCCCCUGUUCCUGCCACAUGCAAGUUUUGAAUAAAAAAAUGGGGUAGCGAACACGUCUUACCUUGUAUGUAUGUAUUACCCAGGAAAAUACUUGUUGCCCUUGUAGGGCAAGGCUCACAUGACAUGAAACCUGUUAUGGAACGAAAAGGUGAAGGACAACGUCAAGCCAAGGCAAUCGGUGAACCUGGGAGGUCCACGAGACGGAGAAAGGGAGGACCUCUCAUCCGGAGUCUAUCGGUGCAGUGCGAAAAA
Molecule: messenger RNA, 5794 nt
Organism: Sinocyclocheilus grahami
Lineage: Eukaryota; Metazoa; Chordata; Actinopteri; Cypriniformes; Cyprinidae
Product: collagen alpha-1(XI) chain-like
Exons: 64
Coding region: 227-5443 (1738 amino acids)
Molecular function (GO): extracellular matrix structural constituent
Source: RefSeq, a predicted model, not a curated record